This is a messenger RNA of Ruditapes philippinarum (Manila clam), 4157 nucleotides long. Its product is annotated as RUN and FYVE domain-containing protein 2-like. The record is from RefSeq and is a predicted model, not a curated record. Gene Ontology annotation, cellular component: cytoplasm. The transcript has 16 exons. NCBI's taxonomy places the organism in Eukaryota, Metazoa, Mollusca, Bivalvia, Venerida, Veneridae. Gene Ontology annotation, molecular function: metal ion binding. Bases 1536 to 3860 code for a protein of 774 amino acids.
CUGGUUGUAUACCCUAGGAUCAUGUUAAAGUUGGUAUCUGGUUGUAUACCCUAGGAUCAUGUUUAUGUUGGUAUCUGGUUGUAUACCCUAGGAUCAUGUUUAUGUUGGUUUCUGGUUGUAUACCCUAGGAUCAUGUUAAAGUUGGUAUCUGGUUGUAUACCCUAGGAUCAUAUUAAAGUUGGUAUCUGGUUGUAUACCCUAGGAUCAUAUUAAAGAUCAUGUUAAAGUUAAUGUAUCUGUUUGUAUACCCUAGGAUCAUGUUUAUGUUGGUAUCUGGUUGUAUACCCUAGGAUCAUGUUAAAGUUGGUAUCUGGUUGUAUACCCUAGGAUCAUGUUUAAGUUGGUAUCUGCUUUAUAUUAAAGUUUGUAUCUGGUUGUAUACGCUAGAAUCAUAUUGAAGUAUGUAUCUGGUUUUAUACUCUAUGAUCAUGUUAAAGUUUGUAUCUGGUUGUAUACGCUAGAAUCAUAUUGAGGUUUGUAUCUGGUUGUAUCACUAUGAUCAUGUUAAAGUUGACAUUGGUUGAACACAUUGAAGCUGGUAUUUGGUUGAAUACCUAUAAUACUUGUCAAAGAAACCUUUUUUAAGUUUUAUGUACAUAAAAGGGUUAAUAUUAUAAAAUACAUAAUAUAAAAUAUUUUAUGUCAAGUGUUUAAGUAUUUAUACAUAGUGAAUAACCUUUCUUUUCACUUUGAGAAUAAUGAUAAUUCUUUUUAUAUAGAUACACUAGUCUGCUUGCUAUACAGUUUAUAGCCAAUAGGUGUGUGUUAAAUGCUCGGAAUUUCAAGUAUAUAGAUAUUGCAAACAUAGAAAGUACUUCAUGUAAUUAUUCUUGAGAGAUAAAAUGUUUCUUGGCAAGUUAUGAUGUGAAUUAUUUUGCUUAAUUUUUGGAAAAUUUGAAAAUAAGAUAUUUCAAUUUUUGUUCUUUAGAAAAAAUGGAUUUCAGAAAGGUAUAGUUUAAUUAUGAAUACCAUUGACUGUCAUCAUAGUUGAGUGUUUCACUCACAGAUAGAAUCAGUUUUGUCUGUAGUGCAUCCAUUAAUGAUUUAGUUAUCAUUAUUUCCAGAAGUGAAGGAAUAUUGUCACAUUGAUUUUAUUAGUGCUUGGAAAAUAGAUUUGAGGCUUAAGUUACCAUGUUAAGAUAACAUAGAGACAAUUUACAACAUAUCCAACAAAGAUCAUGGUUUUGCUCCCAUGGCAACAUUAAAUAUGUUAUGCUUAUUUCUACAUUUAAGGAAAUGGCAGAAUAUUUGACAACAAAAAUAUUGUGUUGAAAUGCUAGGAAUUUGUAUGAUAUCAUCUUAUUAAAUUGUUUGGAAUACAGGGAAACAGAAUAUAGAAUUAUUGAUUAAACUACUGAAAUUUUCUCCUUUACUGCUUCACUGUAUUUGUUGAGAGUUAAGAUCAGAGUAUUUACUAGCGGGCAUAACUGGAGAAAAUCAGCAAUUCUACAUUUUAUUGAGGAUCUGUUUAAGUGUGAAAAAUAAAAACCAUUUUGUGCAGAUUGGUCUUGGAUAAAGGAAAAUUUGUUGUUAAAAUGGCGGAGGAGACAAUAUAUCUGUGCAAGUUCCGUGUAUCGGUUGAUGGAGAUUGGUUAUGUCUCCGAGAGUUGAGUGAUGUUCAGUUUGAAGUUCCACCAUCUCUUAGUAAUUCAAUGAUAGAAGAUGAUGAUCGAGAUCCAAGGACAAUAGAAAGAGCGAAUUUAUUAAAUGUUUCAAAGUUGAUAAUUAAAGAGUUAAUAGACUCAUCAAUGGCACAUGGAAGAAUGCUUGACGAUGAUCAUGAACCCCUGCAACAGUUUUUUGUCGUUCUGGAACAUGUUUUGAGACAUGGACUGAGACCAAAGAAGAGUAUCCUGAGAGAUCGUAGAGAUUUUUGGUGUGUCCUUGAGCUAGUUGAGAAGUUUGCACCAGAGGCUGCAGACAUAACUUCCACUGUGAGAGAUAUGCCUCAUCUAAAGACUCCGCUUGGAAAGGCGAGAGCAUGGUUGAGAUUAGCAGCAAUGCAGAAAUGUCUUGCAGAUUAUUUUAAACUUCUCAUUGAAAAGAGAGAAAUGGUUUUAACUGAUUUUUAUGAGCCUGGUGCAUUUUUAAUGGAGGAUGAAGGAACUGUGAUAGCAGGUCUGUUGGUAGGACUCAAUGUGAUAGACUGUAACCUUGGAAUCAAGGAUGAGGACCUUGACCAACCAAUGGGUGUGAUAGAUUUUAGUUUAUAUUUGAAAGACACAAGACUGGCUGACACAGAUCAGGAUUCAGAGAGUGCUGCCAUGCAGGAGAAGAUGCAGACUAUCCUAGACCAGAAAAAUUAUCUUGAAGAGCUCAACCGACACCUUAACACAACAGUAGCAAAUCUUCAGCAGAAGUUAGAAAUGUGUAACACAACUAAUGCCUUGAUGAAAGAAGAUCUUGCCAUUGCGAAAAAUACAAUUCUUGAAUUAGAAGAUGAGAAAUUGAGCGCAGAAUCCCAAAGAGAUACAAUUCUUCAUGUACACAAACACCAUAUUGAGAAAGUGAAUCAUGUCAAGGACACAAAAGAAAAUACAGAGGUGAAUGAAGUUACUAAAGAUGAUACCGAGAUUAAAGAAGACCAUAUAGAAGAAAGUGAGAUGACAGGUGAUGAGGAUGAGAUCGUACAAGAUCAAAAUGGUAGAAAUGAGAUCCCUCUCAAUGAAGAAUUAGAAGCUGCAAUGAAACAUCACAAGACUGAGUCUUUUGAGGAUAUCCCUAAUGAAGCAGAUACAGCCAAUAUUGUAGAGCCUUCCACUCUUACUGUAACAUCUGCUCCAAUGCACAUACCUACCCUGAUUCAAAGUUCUUCAAGUCCUAGAGACAUCUUUAUGCCACUGAUAUCAAAGUUCCGCUCUGGAUCUACAGGUUCCAGUCCAAAGAAAUCCAAAGAAUCUAAAAAAGACAUAGAUGUAGAACGUCAAACAUACCUUCAAUCACGGGCUGGCCUUGAUGAUAUGUACGCUGAGGUGAAGAAAAAACUUGAUGAGGAAACUCACCUAAGACUGGACAUUGAGAAAGAGCUGGAGUUACAGAUAGGUAUGAAACAAGAGAUUGAGAUGGCCCUACAACUACUAGAGAAAGACAUUCAUGAGAAACAGGAUAGUAUAAUAGGACUUCGGAAACAACUUGAAGAUGUUAAAAAUAUCAAUCUACAGAUGUAUGACAAAUUAGAGACUUGUGAUACCUCAUUGAGACACAAAACUGAAAUGGUUAGUAAACUGGAGGAGAAGACAAACAACCUUGUAUCUGUGCUCAAAGAUAUGGAGAAAAAAAUGAAGCAAAUUGAAAGUGAGAAAAAUGCUGCAAUUGAGACUUCUAGGAAACUUGGACAGAAUUUAGCAGACAGGGAUGCGAAAAAAACUGCCUUGGAAACAGAUUUACGUAUUGAAAGAGAAUGGAGAGGUAAUCUACAGAAAAAUCUAGAGCAGGAAAAGACAAAAACUUCACAAUUACAGAAAGAAUUACAUCAUUAUCAAAAUUUAGAAACUGAUCAUGAAAACUUACAACGACAGUUUAAGGAAUUGCAAAAACAGUGUGAUGAUCAUGAAAAAACUUUGGCAGAAUUGGGGUCACAUUUAAGCGAAUCAAAAUUAAGGGUUGAGGAUAUGAGAGAAUUACAAAUGGCCAACAAAGAGGCAAGUUGGGCAAGUGACAAAGAUGUCACAAGUUGCAAACAAUGCGAAAAACAAUUUUCUGUGGCUAGAAGAAAGCAUCACUGUAGGAACUGUGGAGAGAUUUUCUGUAACGAGUGUUCUGACAACAAGAUGCCCCAUCCAUCGUCAUCCAAACCUGUCCGAGUUUGUGACACUUGCCAACAAAUUCUACUUCAGAGAUACUCAGCUAGCGGCAACUAGUGCAAUAAUAAUCAUCAAACACAUUUUCAUUUUUUGUGUGUACAUUCCAAGGAGUCAUUUGUUUUGUAACAAGAUAUUUGUUAAUUAAGUUAACAAUACAAUUUACUUAUAUGAGUGAAUUUAUUCACUUACUCAGGAGAGGGGUUUUUAUGUGGUAGUUCUAUCUAGUGUGAUUUGGUCAUGACUUAUGGACUCUUAUUCAGCUUCAAUACAUGCAUUGAAUGCAUCAGCAUUUAAAACUUUGCAUUAUAUUGUAACAGUUUGUUUAUCUGCAUAAAUAUGUCUGUAUCAAAAAUA